Phacochoerus africanus (Common warthog) is the source of this 714-nucleotide messenger RNA. RefSeq names its product ribosomal protein L27a (gene RPL27A). Gene Ontology annotation, molecular function: structural constituent of ribosome. Bases 224 to 670 code for a protein of 148 amino acids. Gene Ontology annotation, biological process: translation. The transcript has 5 exons. Lineage: Eukaryota; Metazoa; Chordata; Mammalia; Artiodactyla; Suidae. Gene Ontology annotation, cellular component: cytosolic large ribosomal subunit; ribosome. The record is from RefSeq and is a predicted model, not a curated record.
GGCUCCCGGCCCCGCCGUCCCGGCCCCGCCGCCGCCCCCGGAACAGCUCUGCGACGGCGAGCUCAACCCCCGGAUGCGAAAACGGCAAGACCUGUAACCGCGCGAGAUCCGCGCCCUCGCAGGCCCCGCCCCCCGAGCCGGAAGUGAGGCGUUGGCUCCGCCCCUGGGCCCGAUAGCUCGCGAGACUUUGCCGAGGCCUUCCUUUUGCGUCGCGGCCGCCGACAUGCCGUCCAGACUAAGGAAGACCCGGAAACUCCGCGGCCACGUGAGCCACGGCCACGGCCGCAUCGGCAAACACCGGAAGCACCCAGGAGGCCGGGGCAACGCGGGUGGCAUGCAUCACCACAGGAUCAACUUCGACAAAUAUCACCCGGGAUACUUUGGGAAAGUUGGUAUGAGGCAUUACCACUUAAAGAGGAACCAGAGCUUCUGCCCAACUGUCAACCUCGAUAAAUUGUGGACCUUGGUCAGUGAGCAGACACGGAUAAAUGCUGCCAAGAACAAGACCGGAGCUGCUCCUAUCAUUGACGUGGUGCGAUCGGGUUACUACAAAGUUCUGGGGAAGGGAAAGCUCCCAAAGCAGCCUGUCAUCGUGAAGGCCAAAUUUUUCAGCAGACGAGCUGAAGAGAAGAUUAAGGGUGUUGGGGGGGCCUGUGUCCUGGUAGCUUGAAACCACAUGGUGGGAAACUCAUUAAAUGUUGACAAGUGCUUUUC